AUGCUUGCAGCGGUGGGUGAGCUCGAGAGUCUGAAAGUACAAAAGACAGAGGGCGUAAGUAAGAUUAUUUGCCAUCCCGGUUUCAGUCGUACUUCAUCGCUACUUACUUUGGUGAAAUGUGAUCUUCGCCACGGACACCGAUUGCGGGGCAGAGCGCCGGGUGUGGCUAAAACACUGGCCGAGCGCCUACAAGCCGAAAGUAAGGUAGAUCCUGAAGUCAGCAAACCGGUAAACAUUGGAUUCCCCUACCUGAAGCCUUCCCGAUCAGCACAACUGAGUGAGCGCUUAGCACAGUUGAAGAACCGCCGUAAAAGUCCCGAACUAGAAUGUUUAUCACGCGAACGAAAGUUGGACAUCAAUAUCGACCAGGUGCGAGAAGAAUGGCUACAGACCAGCGGUCCUUUCCACAUCCGUCGCAUCGCUGAGCAUUAUGGCGUAUUCAAGCAUCUCUUCGGCACGGCGUACUUUGUGCCACGCGCCGAACUUCGCAUACAUUUCGAAGCGACGGACGGAGCAUUGCAUCCAGUACGCUACGGUAACUUGUUGAAGCCCACCGAAGCCCAAUCUGCGCCGAGUGUGGAAUUUGACGGACGGUUUCAGUACGCUGGACCGGCGAAGACCGGCGAAAAUAAAAGCUGGUGGAGUUUACUGCUCACCAACCCGGACGGUCACUUCGAGGACGGAGAAAAGGAGUACUGCCAUUGGUUCGUAGGAAACAUACCGGAUGGAGACAUUAAACGCGGAGAAGUUCUGAUGCCCUAUCUACAACCAUUUCCACCAAAAGGAACAGGCUACCAUCGUCACAUUUUCGUGCUAUACAAGCAGGACGCAGGAAAGAUAGACCUCUCCGGCUAUAAGCUGUCGAAUCCGUACUCACUUCCCGAGCGUACCUUCCGCACGCUUGAUUUUUACCGUACACAUCAGGAACGUAUCACGCCAGUUGGGUUAGCAUUUUUCCAAUGCGAUUGGGACGCGACUCUGCCGGCGUUCUAUCAUGAGAAGCUCGGCAUGCGGCACCCGGUGUUUGAGUACGACUUUCCACGGCCGUACCUUCGCGAUCAGGAGUGGUUCCCGCUGCGCAAACCGUUCAAUCUUUAUCUGGACAAGUACCGUGAUCCUGCUCAAAUCCGGAAGGAGUAUCUUCUGCGCAAGCUGGCGAAGGCGCAUCCGUUUGAAGGACCGGAGCGACCCCUUCGGUUCCCGAAUGCCCAUUCCCUGCGCCACGACAUACCGUCGUGGCUGCGCACGGAAAUGAAAAAGGACCGGCUUGGUUGGGGUAGGAUCAAUGACAUCUAAACGAGUUCCAAGCGCCAGUUAGGGGUAGUCGUGUGUGAAAAUGUUUGAUUGAAAAACAAUAAA
Molecule: messenger RNA, 1359 nt
Organism: Anopheles cruzii
Lineage: Eukaryota; Metazoa; Arthropoda; Insecta; Diptera; Culicidae
Gene: mRpL38
Product: 39S ribosomal protein L38, mitochondrial
Exons: 4
Coding region: 1-1296 (431 amino acids)
Cellular component (GO): mitochondrial large ribosomal subunit
Source: RefSeq, a predicted model, not a curated record